Molecule: messenger RNA, 11984 nt
Organism: Doryrhamphus excisus (bluestripe pipefish)
Lineage: Eukaryota; Metazoa; Chordata; Actinopteri; Syngnathiformes; Syngnathidae
Source: RefSeq, a predicted model, not a curated record
GGUACUCCGGUUUCCUCCCACAUUCCAAAAACAUGCUAGGUUAAUUAGCCACUCCAAAUUUUCCAUAGGUAUGAAUGUGAGUGUGAAUGGUUGUUUGUCUAUAUGUAUAUAUGUCUAUACGUUUUUUUUUAAUAUUAUUAGAGCCCUCUCGAAAUGAAAUAACACCCCUACAAUCACCUUUAGACUCAUUUUACCCAAUAUCGUAGACUUUAUAAGAGAAGACAAAACAUGUCAGACAUAAUAUGAGUUCACACGUUAGCAUUGGUAGCAUUACCUGUUGGUUUUUUUUUUCGUCCUGUUCUACACGUUACUUCCUGCAGUGACAAUUGUCAAUAUCAUCAAUAUAACAUUACUGACACCUAGUGACCAGUGUGGAAUACUACAUAUCAUUAUAUGUCUUUGAAUGCAACUUCAGAAUGCCUUAUAGUGUAUUUGUAUUUUUUGGUUAUUUUAGCAUUUUUAUGCUGGAAUAUGUUUAAUUUAAACAAAAAUAUGUAAAAAGAGGGAAAAAUCUAAAAAAAAAACUGUUUUAGAUUUUUUUUUUUUUUACAUUCACCUGGUUAUACGUUUCUGUAUACUUGACUUUUUUUCUCCGUGUAAGCUAGGUGUGUCCUGCGAAAGCCCAAGUUCAAAGUUCAAACUAAUACAUACAUAAAUACACACACCAAGUAAUGAUAAAUUUAGAGUAUUAUAAUGAAGAUAUUAAAUACAAAUUAAUUUAUGGACACAUUUUUUAAAAUUUAAAUUAGUCAGCUUGGCUGUCUUUGUGAUUUCCAAUUCUUAUAAAUAGACGACUAAAGGUUUUGAACGCACCACCUCGUGGCAUACAAUGUACGACUCAACAGAGAAGACAAGACGAAGUUAAGGAGGAUUCCAUGAACGCACCACAGAGCUCCGUAUUUUCCUACUUCCUCUGUCGGAGAGGACUAAUAAAUAAAUAAAUACACAUACAAAAUAAUGAUAAAUUUUGAGUAUUAUAAUAAAGAUACAUUCAUAAAUGAUCAAACAAAUUAAUUUAUGGACACACUUUUUAAAAUUUAAAUUAGUCAGCUUGGCUGUAUUUGUGAUUUCCAAUUCUUAUAAAUAGACGACUGAAGGUUUUGAACGCACCACCUCGUGGCAUACAAUGUACGACUCAAUAGAGAAGACAAAACGAAGUUAAGGAGGAUUCCAUGAACGCACCACAGAGCUCCGUAUUUUCCUACUUCCUCUGUCGGAGAGGACUAAUAAAUAAAUACACAUACAAAAUAAUGAUAAAUUUUGAGUAUUAUAAUAAAGAUACAUUCAUAAAUGAUCAUACAAAUUAAUUUAUGGACACACUUUUUAAAAUUUUAAAUUAGUCAGCUUGGUUGUCUUUGUGAUUUCCAAUUAUUAUAAAUACACGAGUAAAGGUUUUGAACGCACCAACUCGUGGCAUACAAUGUACGACUCAAUAGAGAAGACAAGACGUUAAGGAAGAUUCCGUGAAUGCACCACAGAGCUCCGUAUUUUCCUACUUCCUCUGUCGGAGAGGAAUAAUAAAAAAAUAAAUACACACAAAAAAUAAUGAUAAAUUUAGAGUAUUAUAAUAAAGAUACAUUCAUAAAUGAUCAUACAAAUUAAUUUAUGGACACACUUUUAAAAUUUUAAAUCAGUCAGCUUGGUUGUGUUUGUGAUUUCCAAUUCUUAUAAAUAGACGACUAAAGGUUUUGAACGCACCACCUCGUGGCAUACAAUGUACGACUCAACAGAGAAGACAAAACGAAGUUAAGGAGGAUUCAGUGAACGCACCACAGAGCUCCGUAUUUUCCUACUGCCUCUGUCGGAGAGGAGAAGGAGGAGAAUGAGGAGUAGGAGGGGUAGGAGGGUAAAAGGGGGGGGGGGGCAUUUGACUCUUGUCUCCCAACCCCCAGUCAGUCGUACGAGGUGGAUUUGGGAAGAAAAGAAGCCAAACCUGCGACGUGGAGAUAACGACAGAAGCAGAAAGGAGACAUUCGGUGAUCCAGGCGCGGCGGUGUCGCGCUCGGAUUACCGUGGGUUAUUUUGUACUUUUUUUUUUUACCUUUCUUCCACAGUGGAGAAUCCGCGUCUGAUCGGAGAAGGAAAUAAAACACGUUUAUCCACGCCGCUCUCGCCAUCUUAUUGACUGCACCGCCUCUCGAAAAGUGGAAUAAAACGUUUUCUUUUUCAAGCAGGAUGCACACGAUCGCUUUUCCUGAAGGAAUAGGACCCUUCUCCCACAAAGAGUAGCCCACGGAUUUUAAACCUUUUCCCCCCUUUGGGGGGGGUCUUCUCAUACUUUUGAUUUCACGCUCCUUCAAAGUGCCAGACCAUCCUGCCUGCAGAAGUCCAUCAUCCCAGUGCAGUUGGCGCCUCGGCUCUCCAGCCAGGUGGAAGAUACGAGCCGCCCCCUUCCCUCCCUGCACCCCACCCCCAAAUCCACUCCCCACCGGAACCAAGAUGGCCACAAGGAGUGUCACUCGCCUGUCCUUGCCACUCCUGCUGCCUGUUAUCGCUCUGCUGCUAUCACAGCUGCUCACUGGCUCUCACGCCUUAUCUCCACCACGUUUCACAAAAGUCCCUGUUGACCAGAUAGGCGUCUCCGGGGGUGUCGUGUCCUUUGUCUGCCAGGCGACAGGUGACCCCAAGCCAAGGGUUAGCUGGAAUAAAAAAGGCAAAAAGGUCAACUCCCAGCGUAUCGAGACCAUCGAAUUUGACGAGGGCGCCGGCGCCGUGCUCCGCAUCCAGCCUCUCCGUGCACCGCGUGACGAGAACAUCUAUGAAUGUGUGGCUGAGAACAGCGAAGGCGAGAUCACAGUCAAUGCCAAGCUGUCCAUCAUCCGAGAGGACCUUCUCCCUCCUGGCUUUCCCAUCAUCGACAUGGGCCCUCAGUUGAAAGUAGUGGAGCGGACUCGAACAGCAACAAUGCUCUGUGCAGCCAGCGGCAACCCCGACCCAGAAAUCACUUGGUAUAAAGACUUCCUGCCCAUUGACCCCAGUGCUAGUAAUGGGCGAAUCAAACAACUACGUUCAGGUGCCUUGCAGAUUGAGAACAGCGAGGAGACGGACCAGGGGAAGUACGAGUGCGUGGCGUCUAACAUUGAAGGCGUGCGCUACUCGUCCUCCGCUAACCUUUAUGUGCGAGAGCUUCGAGAAGUCCGCCGGGUUCCGCCUCGCUUCUCCAUUCCGCCGACCAGUCAGGAAAUUAUGCCGGGCGGGAGCGUGAACAUAACGUGCGUGGCGGUGGGAUCCCCCAUGCCGUACGUCAAGUGGAUGUUGAAUUCCGAUGACUUGACGCCCGAGGAUGAGAUGCCGGUGGGUAGGAACGUUCUGGAGCUGAGCAGCGUCCGCGAGUCGGCCAACUACACCUGCGUGGCGAUGAGUAGCCUCGGAAUCAUUGAAGCUGUGGCGCAGAUCACCGUCAAAUCUCUUCCAAAGCCUCCUGGUACUCCAGUGGUGACUGAAACCACCGCGACUAGCGUCACCAUCACUUGGGAUUCCGGGAACCCCGAUCCAGUAACCUACUACAUCAUCCAGUAUCGAGCGAAAUCCCCGGAAAGCAAGUACGAGACGGUGGACGACAUCACCACGACGCGUUACAGCAUCGGCGGCCUCUACCCCAACACAGAGUACGAAAUCCGAGUCUCGGCCGUCAACACAAUCGGCCAGGGUCCUCCCAGUGAGCCAGUGGAGACCAGGACUGGUGAGCAAGCCCCGGCUAGUCCGCCUCGUAACAUCCAAGCUCAGAUCAUAUCCCAAAACACCAUGAUGGUGCGCUGGGAGGAACCGGAGGAACCCAACGGGCAGAUUAAGGGCUACCGGGUUUAUUACACCAUGGACGACUCCCAGCCGAUGAGCCUCUGGCAGAUUCACAACGUCCAGGACAGCAUCAUCACAACAAUUCAGAGCCUGGUUCCUCAAGAGACCUACACCAUCAAAGUCCUGGCCUUUACCUCGGUGGGCGAUGGACCCUUCUCAGAACCAAUCCAUGUUAAAGUGCUGCAAGGAGUUCCCGGUCAGCCAUCCAAAUUCCAGGUCGGGGACGUGUCUGAUACCAGCAUCGAACUAACCUGGGAACCUGCUUUUGACAAAGAAGGAAUUAUAAAUUAUGAACUUCGCUACACGGAAGGCAGUUUUGGCUCUCAGAUCAAGAAAACAUUUGGGCCCACAUCCUCAUACGUGGUGGAAGGCCUCCGCCCAAACACGCAGUAUCACUUCUCCCUGGCAGCCAUCUCCAACAAAGGCAUCGGCGCUUUCACCAACGACGUAUCGCAGAAGACCUUGCAAGCCAAUCCCUCCGCCCCCCCUCAAGACAUUAAAUGCAGUAGCACCAGCUCCACCACCUUGCUGGUAAGUUGGCGCCCCCCGCCGUUGAGGAGUCAGAACGGCGUCCUGGCGGGGUAUAGGGUGCGCUACCAGGUGGUGGGACAGUCGGAGGGCGGCAGUGACGAUGCGGAGCCCAUGGAGGAGCCCUCCGUGCCCGCCACUGAAGAACGGGUGCUGCUGCAGCGUUUGGAAAAAUGGACCCAGUAUCGCAUCACCGUGUCUGCCUUCACGGUUGUGGGGCCGGGCCCUGAAAGCGAGCCCUUAAACUGCCGGACCGAUGAAGACGUUCCUGGCGGCCCUCCAAGGCGUGUGGAAGUGGAGGUCUUAAACUCCACGGCACUUAAGGUGAUGUGGCGUUCGCUCGUGCCUGGAAAGCAGCACGGUCAGAUCCGUGGCUACCAGGUCCACUAUGUCCGUGUGGAGAACGGGGAGUCCAGGGGACUGCCCCUGAUCAAGGAUGUCAUGCUGGCUGAUGCCCAGUGGGAAACGGACGAUAUCGCAGAAUAUGAAAUGGUAAUCGGAGGACUGAAACCGGACACCACGUACUCCAUCACGGUGGCGGCGUACACCACCAAGGGGGAUGGAGCCCGGAGUAAACCCAAACUGGUGGUGACCAAAGGUGCAGUGCCCGGUCCACCCAUUUUGUCAGUGACCCAGGAGUCGGAAACAUCUGCUCUGGUUCGCUGGGACCCUCCAGACCUGAAAAAUGGCAUGGACCUGCAAGGUUACAGGCUCCAAUUUGGUCGGAAAGAUGUCUCGCCUUUGGCCACGCUAGAAUUUUCACCCCAAGAACGACAGUACUCUGUGGGCAACAUCCACCGGGGGGCCACCUAUCACUUUAAACUGUCAGCCAAAAGCAGAGGGGGCUUCGGGGAGGAAGCCGGUGUGGAACUCAUUGUCCCAGAGAAUACGCCAGGCGGAUAUCCCCAAAUAACCGAAGGCUCCAAUGUAACAUGUUGCUCCGUUCAGCUGUCCUGGUCUCCACCGGUUCUGGCUGAGAGGAACGGUGUCAUCACAGAGUACACUUUGGCCUACAAGGAAGCGAGUACCCGAGGAGCGCCACAGGAGCUCCGAUUGCCCCCCAAUCUGUCCAGCUACGUGCUCAACAGCCUCAAACCAAACUCCGCUUACGAUGUGAAAAUUCGUGCACACACCAUUGUAGGUCCCGGGCCCUACAGCCCACCUAUCCAGUAUCGGACGGUGGACAAUGAUGCAACAGAUGUUCCGAAGAAUUUUACCAUCAAGUGGGCAACCAAGACCACAGUGGUCCUUGCAUGGAAGUUUUCCGAAAGCAGGUCCCCGUACAAAUGCACGAUUGACUACAACCGUCAGAAGAUGGAUGUCGACGCCAGGCAGCUGAAGGUCUUCAUUACUGGGCUGAGGCACAACACCACCUACGAGUUCAGGGUGACGUGCCAAGAAAGCAUGGACGGUGGACCAAAACACCGUGUGGUUGCCAGGACGGCACCACUCAUCCUGGUCAGGAAACCGAAACUGGACAUCUACGCCGAGCCUGACAAUAUUCUCACCAUGUCCUUUCCGCCGAUCGAUGGCAAGGAUGUCAAGAAUUUCUAUGUGGUUGUGGUGCCGUUGAAAAUGACUUCGGGGGCUGUCAAGAAUCUAAAGACUCCUGACGAGAUGGACAUGGAUGAGCUGCUGCGGGAGGUGACCCCCAAGCGGCGGUCCCGCCGUCAGUUGGCCCAGCUGGACCAGAGGAAGCCUUACAUCACGGCCUGCUUCCGCCAGCUUCCCUCCAGCUUCACCGUGGGCUCUGACCAUCGCCAGAGCAGCUGUGAGAAUAAAGCUCUGGAACCUGGUCAGGAGUACGUCUUCUUCCUCAUGGCUGAACUAAAUGCUACGGCUGGGAAAAUGUUUGCAACCAGCCCUUACACUGACACGGUGAUGACUCCUGUGCUGGUGGACCCCCAGCCGGUCGAGACAGGCGGUGAUGGACUCAUUUGGGUGGUCGGUCCAGUCCUGGCUGUUGUCUUCAUCAUCUGCAUUGUCAUUGCUAUCCUCCUGUAUAAAAAUCGCAAGAGGAAGGAGUCGGAACCGCGCACAAAGUGUCUGCUGAACAACGCAGACAUCACACCCCAUCAUCCUACUGACCCUGUGGAGAUGAGACGCAUCAACUUCCAAACUCCUGGUAUGAUGAAUCACCCCCCCAUCCCCAUCUCCGAGCUGGCGGAGCACACGGAACUUCUCAAGGCCAACGACAACCUGAAACUCUCCCAAGAAUACGAGUCCAUCGAUCCGGGCCAGCAGUUCACCUGGGAACAUUCCAACCUGGAGGUGAACAAGCCAAAAAAUCGUUACGCCAAUGUCAUCGCCUACGACCACUCCCGCGUCAUCCUGGCUCCCAUUGAGGGGAUCACAGGUAGCGACUACAUCAACGCCAACUACAUCGACGGCUACAGGAAACAGAACGCUUACAUCGCCACCCAGGGUCCUCUACCAGAAACCUUCGGGGACUUCUGGCGGAUGGUGUGGGAGCAGAGAGCAGCCACCGUGGUCAUGAUGACCCGCCUGGAGGAGAAGUCACGGAUAAAGUGUGACCAGUAUUGGCCCAGUCGUGGCACGGAAACCUACGGUAUGACCCAAGUGACCCUGUUGGACACCAUAGAGUUGGCCACCUUCUGUGUUCGCACCUUCUCCUUGCACAAGAACGGCUCCAGUGAGAAACGUGAAGUUCGCCAGUUCCAGUUCACGGCGUGGCCCGACCACGGCGUGCCGGAAUACCCGACCCCCUUCCUGGCCUUCCUGCGCCGGGUCAAGACCUGCAACCCACCUGAUGCUGGACCCAUCAUCGCCCACUGCAGCGCCGGCGUGGGUCGGACGGGUUGCUUCAUCGUAAUCGACGCCAUGCUGGAGCGUAUCAAGCACGAGAAGACGGUGGACAUUUACGGUCACGUGACGCUGAUGCGCUCGCAACGGAACUACAUGGUGCAGACGGAGGACCAGUACAGCUUCAUUCACGACGCGCUGCUGGAGGCGGUGGCCUGCGGCAACACCGAGGUGGCGGCCCGCAGCCUCUACUCCUACAUCCAAAAGCUGGCCCAGGUGGAGAGCGGCGAGCACGUCACCGGCAUGGAGCUGGAGUUCAAGCGUUUGGCCAACUCCAAAGCCCACACGUCACGCUUCAUCAGCGCCAACCUUCCCUGCAACAAGUUCAAGAACCGGCUGGUCAACAUCAUGCCCUACGAGACCACGCGGGUCUGCCUGCAGCCAAUCAGAGGCCUGGAAGGAUCCGACUACAUCAAUGCUAGUUUCAUUGACGGAUACAGGCAACAAAAGGCCUACAUUGCCACACAGGGCCCUCUGGCAGAAACCACAGAGGACUUCUGGAGAAUGCUCUGGGAGAACAAUUCCACCAUUGUCGUCAUGCUGACCAAACUGAGAGAGAUGGGAAGGGAAAAGUGUCAUCAGUACUGGCCUGCGGAGCGCUCCGCCAGGUACCAGUACUUUGUGGUGGACCCCAUGGCGGAGUACAACAUGCCUCAGUACAUCCUUCGAGAGUUCAAAGUCACAGAUGCCAGGGACGGCCAGUCCAGGACAGUAAGGCAGUUCCAGUUUACCGACUGGCCGGAGCAAGGCGUUCCUAAAUCUGGAGAGGGCUUUAUCGAUUUCAUUGGCCAGGUGCAUAAAACCAAGGAGCAGUUUGGACAAGAUGGACCCAUCUCCGUACACUGCAGCGCCGGCGUGGGCAGGACCGGCGUCUUCAUCACCCUCAGCAUCGUCCUGGAGCGAAUGCGUUACGAAGGUGUGGUUGAUAUCUUCCAGACUGUGAAGAUGCUCCGGACGCAGAGGCCAGCCAUGGUCCAAACUGAGGACGAGUACCAGUUCUGCUAUCAUGCCGCUCUGGAGUACUUAGGAAGCUUUGAUCACUAUGCAACGUAAAAAAGCCAUCCCCCCCUCCCCCCCUGCCCCAACCCCCCCCCAACAUGAGUCCUGUCACCCCCCCCUUUCAAAAGUCUCCUGAGCCAUACAGACUUGAAUUUUGAAACAACCGUCAUGCUCAUCAAGGCCCAGAUCUCAUGGUAGAUUUAAAAAAAAAAAAAAAUGAAUAUUCCCAAUCCGUUUAGCUGCGACUUUUCCCUCCAUGCGGAAGAUUCCCAAACCCAGACGGGCGAUUUGAGUGUCAGACCGCUUACUUUACCUCAAGUGUUUUCCAUACGAAGGACAUUGUAAACAUUCAAAGUAACAAAAUCAAAAGCAGAACAUCAAUCGGAUUUGGGGACGCUUUUUUUUUUAUUUUUUUUUAAUUUUUAUAAAUAUUCCUGGAUGUAAAGGAGCUUUUCAUUUCCCACGUAUUCUGUGUGUGAUAUCGGGAACGCCAGAUUAUAUGAGGACGAGAAGAGGAAGCAGACGUGCUAAUGAGAAGCAUUGUUAGCGUGGAGAAGGUGUGACAGUACAUCGCACAUCACAUGAGGAACUGGCGGAUCUUCUCAUGGUUGCUUGGUGACCACGGACCAAUGUCCAGUCAUUUCAUUUGAUUGCUUUUUUUUUAUACUUUUACGGGGGAGAAAAAAAAAAACAAAACAUGCAAAGAUGGGCCUUCCUUUGUGUGCGGUGACCAACGCUCCUCAUGAAUAUUUACACGUUUUUAUUCAUUUUUUUUUUUGAUGUCCAAACCAAACAUGCUGCUUAUCUCGUGUGUUGUUGUAGAGAGGUUUCAUUGCAGAAGAAGACGCAAACAAAUUGGGCCUGUUUCUAUUACAAAGCCGGGCGAUUAAGUGCUUCAGACGUUCACUUUCAGAUCCAUUUUAUCCUCAUUUGUUGGAUUAAAGAAGAAGAAGAAGAAGAAGAAGAAGAAGAAGAAGAAGAGGAAGAAAAAAGGCUUUAGUUUAGUUAGUUAGGGUUCUCCGUGUUCUUAAUGGCGUCUCGAGGUGACCAGGAACCACAACGUGACCGGGAGAAAGAACUUGAACAUCCCCGCUAAAAAAAAAACACCUGCAGGUUGAACACCAGGGGUGUCCAGAUUGAGGCCCGGGGGUCAUUUGCUGCCCACAGAUGUUUUUUUUUUUGUUCUAUUAGACUCAUAAAAUUGGACCCCAGAAACGUCAUAAUAAUAAUAUGGCAUUUUAGUAGCAUAUGGUUGAAAUAUUCAAGAAAAAAAUAUUGUUUUAAAUAAUAAAAAAUAUAUUAUGAGAAACAAACAAUUUUGGUAAUUUUUGGAAAAUUAUGUUGCGCAUAAAACAAACAUUAUGGCAAUAAAGUCAUAAUUACGAGAAGAAAAUUUACAAGUUGUCAAGAAAUUUAAAAAAACAACAGCAGAAAUGGGGGAAAAAAUAGCUAAAUAUAAUGCAAAUUAAGUAAUGAAAUUGUUGGAGAAAAAAUUUAAAAAACAGCAGAAAUGUUAAAAAAACUGCUGUAAUUUUAGGAGAAUAAAGUCAUAAUUUUGAGAAGAAAAUUUACAAGUAUAUAGUCAGGAAAAAACAAAAACAACAGCAGAAAUUGGGAAAAAAUAGCUAAAUAUGUUGCAAAUUAAGUAAUGAAAUUGUUGGAAAAAUUAAAAAACAGCAGAAAUGUAAAAAAACAGUAAUUUUAGGACAAUAAAGUCAUAAUUCCGAGAAGAAAAUGUACAAGUAUAUAGUCGGGGCUAUAUAAUAUUAGGAGAAAAUAGUUGUAUUCAAAUGAGGGGGAAAAAAAUCUACAUUUUACAAGAAUAAAGUCAAAAUAUUGACCGAAAAUUGUUGUAUUCCAAUGAGGGAAAAAAAAAAAAAAUUUUACGAGAAUAAAGUCAAAAUACUGACAGAAAAUAGUUGUAUCCAACGAGGGAAAAAAUGAAGAUUUUACGAGAAUAAAGUCAAAAUAUUGAGAGAAAAUUGUUGUAUUCCAAUGAGGAAAAAAAAUAAAAAAUUCAUGAGAAUAAAGUCAAAAUAUUGAGAGAAAAAGUUGUAUUGUAAUAACGAAAAAAAAUGCAAUUUUACGAGAAAGUCGAAAUAUUAUGCGAGUCAAGUCUUAAUUACAAGAACAAAUCAAAAAAAUAAAACUAACUUGUAAUAUUAUAGGAAAUAAUUUUAGUAGUAAAGAGGUAAAAAAAAAAUUUUUUUUUUUGAAUUUUUGAAAAUUUGGGUUGGAAAAAAUUUGUCAUUGUGUGGCCCCGGGUGGGAAAAACAUUUGGACACCCCUGCACGAAACAAAGGUUCCGCGUUUUGAGUCAUCCAUGCUUUUUCAACAUGCGUUUUGGAUGGGAUAUGUGCACAAAAAAAAGAAGAAAAAAAAUCCAAGCUGACAGCUGGGCAGAACUGUGUGUAAUCUUUUUGUAUUUCCAAAAAAGCCUUAUUGUUAUUAGUAACAUUCUGAAAACAUUAAUGUUGUAUUAUGAUGAAUUAUUUUGCAUUACAUAGUUGACUUUUUUUUUAACAGAGAUGUUGUAUGGCAUUUUUUUUUUAAUAACAGCAAGAGAGAAGUGCUUAUUUGUUCAUAUUAUGUUCAAAUACAUUCUAUUUUUUCACAGUAGAACUCUUCAGUAUAACAUGUUUGUGUACGCGUGAGUAUAUUUACUGUAUACUGCACACGCACACAUUCAUAAAUAUUUAAAUAUAAAUCUAUAUCCACAUUUAGUUUCACUAUUUCCUCCCUUUUUUUUUUUUUAAUUUCUCAUUUAUUUUUAUAAUCCCGGCAUCUUCAUGUUGUGUCUUUUUCGGCUCGUCAUCCUGGCGCCGAUUAAGAGUUAAAAAAAAAUAAUUAUGUUAUCAUUAACUUUGUAGAUUUUAGUAUUUCUUUUAUUCGUAGCAGCCUAGCAGAAAGCGGUCCGGUCAGAUUAUCUAACAAAUCAAAAAUGAUAUUCUAUUUUUGUCGUUAUCCGUAUCAGCCCGAUUUGACAUACUAUGCUUUGUAUGAUCAUGUACAGACUGUAUAACCCCUUUUUUUAAAAACGAAGAUCUAUACGUAUUUUUUUUUUUUUUUUUUUUUUUUUUUACUUGCAUUACUUUCCAACAUACUGUGGUAAUUCAUUUUUUUUUUAUUAGAUAUACGCAACAAUCUACAUGUAAAUAAACAAAUAUAUAGAUUAUAUGUAUUUGUAAAUGAUUUGACCCGAUACGUGGGAACGCUACAGAGAGUUUCUCGACAUCAACGUCCACGUGGUUGGCUUUCUAUCCUCCCCUGAUUUUUAUUUUAUUUUCAUUUUUUAGUCAAAGAAAGCGAUAAAAAUUAAUUAGCAUAUCGUUACACAAGUGUUUUAAUUGGCAUCCUCGUUAAAUGUUGACUUAACGGAUGCUAACGACUAAGUUCUUUAGUCGGGUUUGCAGUGUGACAACCACUUCCACUAAAGUUUGUUUCAACGUUUUACAUGUUUUUUGUUUUUUUUUUACGGGGGGGGGGGCAGAAAAGUUGUGAAACCAACCCCCGAAACCGCGGAAAACCCGACAGGUUCCUAACACUAUCCUGGUCUGGAGGGUUUUUACAAAAACUGAAUCAGUGGAAGUCUUUGCAAUAGUCAAAAACCUGGAGUAUUUGGGGGGGGGCGGGACUAACAACAGAAAAGGACACUAACAAAAAAACGCGUGGAGACGACAUACCGACUGAACAAACGAGAACUCGGAACUGGUUUUCAUCAGUUUGGGGGCCGGGCGCCGUCGCUUUCAAACUGUUCCAUCCGACUGAUUGGUUUCAAGCCACUGUGUAUGUAGAUAUGUUGACUUUGUAUUAAAGAAAAUGUUGUCUGAAAAACA